Molecule: messenger RNA, 1109 nt
Organism: Phialemonium atrogriseum
Lineage: Eukaryota; Fungi; Ascomycota; Sordariomycetes; Cephalothecales; Cephalothecaceae
Exons: 2
Coding region: 18-908 (296 amino acids)
Source: RefSeq, a predicted model, not a curated record
CACACACCUCAUCAGCCAUGUCAUACGCAGCGGCCGCAAAACGCCUCCAGGCCGCGUCCAGGGGACGGCCUUCUGCAAUCAGGCUGAGAUUGCAAGCGGAGCCGUUCCUUGAUGACACUGUCAUGGAUGGUCCUCCGAGUCGUGCACUCUCCGAUCUCAAGACACCACGACUUCGCAAAUGCCCCUUUGAUCUGAACUCGGUUUCCUGGAAGCAUGCAAAAAUCCUUGAUGGUGGCCUGGAUGGGUGUGUCUGGCGGGUCAAUUUUGGGGACCAAGGGCCGUUUGCCCUCAAGGUGUUCUGGGAUGCGGAGCCGCCUAGUCGUCACGAUUGCUACUCCGCCCAGCGAGAAUGCCAGAACAAUGCGCUUCUCCAAAUAAUUGAGGCUGCUGUAGAGCAGGCCAAUGCAGAAUCAAAUCCAAUUUUGGUCAACCCUAACCCGAGAAGCAAGGACGAGGCUAUGGCCAACCUUCUUGCAUUUUCUGGUGAAUCUUGCCCAGUCGAACAAGUUGCACAAGGUUCCAACUUGACUCAGAUCCAGUCAAUCCCUCGCAUAACGAAAUGCUAUGGCUGGCUGAGAUUCAGUGGCCAGGUGUUUCUCGACAUGCCCAGGAGAACAAGGCCACCGUCCAUCGUUGUCAGCAAGGAACCCCGCUCGUUUUCCCUUGACAAGGAGUACCUUGCCAUUGUCUACGAAUAUAUUGAGGAUGGCGAAAAUGACCCUACUGUCGUCGAGCAAGUGGGAGACUUUUUCUACCUUGCAGGGUUUAGUUUUGCGGAGUCGCCGCUUGAGAAGAACUGGAAGCAAGGAGUCCUAAUAGAUUUCUCAGAUAUUGUCCAUCCGGGUGGCUUUGGGUGGGCGAAGCAACUCUAUGGACCAAGGAAAGCUGAAGCGAUUCUGAGGUCAUAGCCAAGUCUACCAUCUGACGCAGUAGAAGAGAUGGGUCACAUAUUUUGGGUGAAGCAUAGAAGGGUGCUGAAUAUUAGCAGGCAUGUUUUUUUCCAUAGAGAGAUUUUCGUAACGACAUUUCAUUCUCUAAAACGCCCGGUCUGUUGGACACAAUGCAGUUGGUCAGUUCCAACAGAGAAAAGGCCCGAGGAUGAUGAUGGG